CAAUUAAUGAAUUUCCUCAAGAUGUAUUUACAAAUAAAGAACGGCAGCAAGGAGGGGUUCUACUUCAUAUCUUGGCUGCUCUCUACAUGUUCUAUGCUUUGGCUAUAGUAUGUGAUGACUUUUUUGUUCCAUCCUUAGAGAAAAUUUGUGAGAAACUACAUCUGAGUGAAGAUGUUGCUGGAGCCACGUUCAUGGCUGCAGGAAGCUCUACUCCAGAGUUGUUUGCAUCUGUUAUAGGUGUAUUUAUCACUCAUGGAGAUGUAGGAGUAGGAACCAUUGGGGUAAAAAUCAACAUUCUCUGCAUCAUUGGUGUCUGUGGAAUAUUUGCGGGACAGGUGGUUAAUCUCACCUGGUGGGCUGUGUUCAGGGACUCUAUGUACUACACAUUAUCUGUGAUCAUACUUAUAGUUUUCAUAUAUGAUGAGAAAAUAGUAUGGUGGGAAAGCCUUGUACUCAUCAUUAUGUAUUCAUUCUACAUACUCACCAUGAAGUACAAUGUGAGGAUACAAAAUUUCUUCACGAUCAACAGCAAGAAUGUUGGAAAUGGGGACACAGUCAACAAUGAACUGGAAGAUGGUAAUAAAUAUUAUGCCCCUAGUUGUGAUGACCCAUCCAUUCCAUUGCUAUGGAAAGUGAAGGGGGUGCAGCAGUACGGCAAAAACAGUGUGGUCAUGGUGGAUGAGAUCAUCUGCUCCAGUCCCCCCAAAUUCCGGUUCCCCGAAGCUGGGUUACGGAUAAUGAUUACAAAUAAGUUUGGACCACGCACCAGAAUGCGGAUGGCAAGCCGUCUCAUCAUUAAUGAGCGUCAACGACUAAUCCAAUCUGCAAAUGGCUCAAGCAAACAGCUUCAGAAUGGCAAGCAUGAGAAUAUUGAAAAUGGGAACAUCCCUGUGGUGAACCAAGUGGAAGAAAAUGAGCAUGACAAUCUGUCUCCAUUUUCACUGCCAGAUGGAAAAAUGAACAAAAUCAAAUGGAUUUUGACAUGGCCAUUGAUAUUCCUGCUCUUUUGCACCAUUCCAAACUGCAGCAAACCGCGCUGGGAGAAAUUUUUUAUGCUGACAUUUGUCUUAUCCACUCUCUGGAUUGCCUUGUUUUCCUACUUCAUGGUGUGGAUGGUGACUGUGAUUGGAUACACCCUUGGGAUACCAGAUGUGAUCAUGGGCAUUACUUUCCUAGCUGCAGGAACAAGCGUCCCCGACUGCAUGGCCAGCCUAAUAGUAGCAAGACAAGGCCUCGGUGACAUGGCAGUAUCCAACACAAUAGGGAGCAACGUCUUUGACAUUCUGGUGGGCCUUGGAGUUCCGUGGGGUUUGCAGACCAUGGUGGUUAACUAUGGAUCAUCCGUUAAGAUUAACAGUAAAGGACUGGUCUAUUCAGUUGCACUUUUACUAGGAUCAGUGGCACUUACUGUGAUUGGAAUCCAUGUAAAUAAGUGGAAGCUUGACAGGAAAUUGGGCAUCUAUGUAUUGUUUCUUUAUGCUGUUUUCCUGUGUUUCUCUAUAUUGAUAGAGUUUAAUGUCUUCACUUUUGUCAACUUCCCCAUGUGCCGAGAAGAACUUUAAACUACAGUAAGGAGAGAGACUGAGAUUCUGGUGAUUACAUGUGCUGUAAAUGACUGGAGACUUUCAACAUUUCUACCAUGUCUCCGUCAAUAGUUGAGCGUCAUACCUGCUUUGUCAGCUCACAAGCACUUUUACCUGUGUGGAAGGAAAACAUCUUUCAUUUAACAUGCUCAGUUGAGGCAACCAAAGCAUUUUUCUCCUCUUUGGAUACUGCUGCUCAGUCAUACAGUUGUGUGGAUCUCACGCAGAAUUCUCAAAUAUCCUAUUUCUGGGAUAUACUGUUGUGUUUUUCAUUCUCUUGCAGACAAUCAAAAAACACCACCAAGGUU
This is a messenger RNA of Tinamus guttatus (white-throated tinamou), 1891 nucleotides long. The record is from RefSeq and is a predicted model, not a curated record. NCBI's taxonomy places the organism in Eukaryota, Metazoa, Chordata, Aves, Tinamiformes, Tinamidae.